Anopheles maculipalpis is the source of this 2042-nucleotide messenger RNA. It is a transcript of the gene Fas1, whose product is annotated as fasciclin-1. The coding region runs from base 9 to 2042 and encodes 677 amino acids. The transcript has 13 exons. Gene Ontology annotation, biological process: cell adhesion; extracellular matrix organization. Gene Ontology annotation, molecular function: cell adhesion molecule binding. Gene Ontology annotation, cellular component: extracellular matrix. NCBI's taxonomy places the organism in Eukaryota, Metazoa, Arthropoda, Insecta, Diptera, Culicidae. The record is from RefSeq and is a predicted model, not a curated record.
GAUCGACAAUGGGGCGCGAUGGUUGCCAGUACGGUCGGUAUCUCGUCUUCCUUAGCGCGUGCCUUCAACUGUUGCCAAUGGUUUGGACCGUGUCACGCUCCUCGUCCGUAACGCUCGAGUCACGUAUGCGAGAUGAUCCAGAUCUGUCCGAGUUUUACUCAUUAAUCGAGCGAGAUGAAAUCGCCAUGUCGAAGCUGGUCCACCAUUCGCUAACAAUCUUUGCACCGACCAAUCAAGCCUUCCAGCGGUAUCUGAACAACAAGACGCACCUCAACUAUCACAUGUCGUCCACUCCACUACGAUUAUCGCAGCUCGGUGACACGGUACGUUCGCUUAAUGACGACGGUACACCGCUCUACAUCACCCGGAAGCGGCCGCUGGCCGGCAUGCAGGAGGAUCUGUACGUCAACAGUGCGAAAAUUAUCCGUGAGCGUUCCAACAUGGAGUUUAAAAACACCCGCGGCUACACCCAGAUUCUCCACAUUAUAGAUGAUGUGCUGACGCCGAUAACGACGGUGUUUAACAAAACCCUCGAUACACCCAACCCGGAUGCAUUCGGUUUCCUGCAGAGCGUGGAGGCGAUCAACAUUGAGCCACAUCGGGUGAGAUCCUUCCGGAAGAAGAUACUGAACCUAAAGCGGGACCAAGUGUUUAAGAAACCGGGCAUCUCCACCUUCUUCAUACCGGUCGAGACGGGCUUUAAGGUACCACCGUAUCCCACUUUAAGCAUGGUGGACAAGCGAGUGAUUGAUGGGCACGUCAUACCAAACAAAGCGAUUUUUACCACACCUGCCCCGUACGGUCAACCGCUGGAGACGCUCCAGUUUGAGGAUGAUCUGCGGGUAACGAUAACCUUCUUCCGGCACGAUACCGGCAAGAAUGCGCGAGUGUUUGUGGUGUCCAACACGAUGUACUCCAACUCUCGACUCACUCCCGGCGCUGUAAUAGCGGAAAUUGUGAAGGCAAACAUCCCAGUAGCGAAUGGUGUUGUGCACUUAAUUCACCGACCAUUAGUCAUUGUCGAUAUGCAUAGUCUUGAGAUGCUUACGGAUAACAGUCACACACUGUGGUCCAAAUUUAGGGACCUGAUUGAGGAUUACGCACCAGAGUUCCUGGGGAUUUUGCGAACCAUGAACCAGAUGACGAUCUUCGUACCGCAGGAUGACGCAGUUUCACAGAUGAUGCAAACAAACUUCAUGAGCAAUCGGAAGAAACUGGUCGAGGUGCUUAUGAUGCACGUAGUCCCGGACGCUAUUACGAUCGAUAAAAUAAAGCGUAACAAUCAGAAUCACAUCUAUCAAAUACCAACGAUGAGCAGUCGGCGCUAUAUUUACUUCAACCUGAACGAAAACCGCACCUCACACGCCAAAAGUGUCACCGUCGAGGGUGGAGGUGUUAAUGCGUCCCUGAUACUGGGCGAUAUCGCUACGAAGGAUGGCUACAUUCACAUCAUCGACCGGAUGCUCGGCGUUUCGUACAUGACCGUACAGGAGAAGCUUGAAACCGAUCCGAUGUUGAAUCUCACUUAUCACUUUGGAAAGUUGAACCACUUUAACGAUCAGCUCAACAUGACAAACAAACGGUUUACCUUCUUCGUACCGCGCGACAAAGCCUGGAUACAGUGGUUUAUUGAGCAUCCGGCAGCCAACCUAGAUGAUUUUGUGCGGAACCGUGAACAGUCGCGGCUGGUACUGGAGCAACAUCUCAUCAUCGCUGACCGGGUGUUCAGUAUGGGCGAACUGCGGAAUAUGUCGCACGAUUCACUCUUCCUGACGACGCUCGGUCCCGAAAGCUUACAAAUUCGCGUCAAGGAGGAGGACAACAGGUACUUCAUCCAGUGGAAGGAAACUGGCCGUUGGACCACUGUCUUCCGUCCUGAUGUGGAAUGUACGAACGGGCUGAUACACGUCAUCGAUACACCGUUUGUGCACGAGUACGACAUGAUCACUAGCGGCGGUAAGGUGGUGCUUCCGCGCGGCACCGGACCACUGGCGCUGGUGGUGACAGUAUUAUCCCUGUACGCCACCUAUGGCACGUUCUGA